ACCCAGCAAAACCUGCGUGACCGAAACUCCCACACAUUUACACAAUUUUUACUUAUUACUAACACACCCUCACAAAUCAUUUAAUUGCGUAAAGAGUCUAUCCGCUGUGCCUUUUGAUUGUUUUAUAUUACAAGCUCUUCACACAACAUCUUUUCUAUAAAAACAAAACAAAAGAAGACAAACUGAUUUUGGACUUGCCACUGUUUAUGGAAAACGAUGCAUGUAAAAGUAUACAACAUGAUAACAUGAUUGUUUACAUUCGUUUAUUCGUUGCGAAAAUUCGAAUUCAAAGAAAAAGAAAUUCGGCACGCGUGUUAAAUUGUGAAAAAUUUGUAUUCAAAUUAAAUUGGGUUAUAUUUUAUGAAAAAAGUGAUUAAAAACGUGAUUAUAAAAGUGGUACAUAUAUAAUUUGAAAAGAUGGAAAAUAUAUUUGACGAAAUUGACUUAGAGGAUUGUCCAACAACGUCUUCAACUCCCGCAAAAGACCAAUUACAUUUAAAGCGUAAAAAGUUUAACACGUCUGGUUGCUACAAUACAGAGGUCAGCAUUUCAAAACGACCUGUGGAAGGAAACGAGGUUAUUGACAUUUUAACCACUAUUUCCAAACAGCUUGACGAUUUGACGACGAGGGUAUGCGAUUUGGAAACUAAAAUCGAUAAGCAUUUAAAAGAAAAUAUUAUUCAUAAAAGUGAAGAAAUGGCGCAGCAAAAAACGGUUCGUGAAUGCAAGGUCCCCAUCCGCAAAAUUCAUCAAUCGGUAUGCCGAAUGACUGGUGAAGAUGUCGACAACGUUCAAACAGAAAUUGCUUCCACCCUACCAUUAAAUACGCUUGCUGCAGCUUUGGAAAUGGACGAAAAAUUGAAAUGCGACGAAUUUGCUGCUACAACGAAACAAUUCGUUUUGAGGAUAAAAGGUACUUCAGAUAGUGUACAUGAUGUGUUGCGAAGUCUGUACACUGAUGAACUACUUUAUUUAUGUAACUGGGACGGUAGGGGUGGGAAGCAACCUCUCUCCAAAUUCCUGCUCCUACAAUUAUUUGUUUUAAUUUCACUUGAUAUGAAGUAA
Molecule: messenger RNA, 1065 nt
Organism: Bactrocera neohumeralis
Lineage: Eukaryota; Metazoa; Arthropoda; Insecta; Diptera; Tephritidae
Exons: 7
Coding region: 418-1065 (215 amino acids)
Source: RefSeq, a predicted model, not a curated record